AUGGAAUUUGAUGAUGAUCCUGAAAUUAAUUUAUCAAUACCAGUAAUUAACAUAAAGAGUUGUCUGAUGACACCUUGUGGUCAUAACUUUUGUGAACGUUGUAUUCUAGAAUGUAUCAAUAGAAAUCAUAAAUGUCCAUGUUGUAAUGCACCCGCCACCAAAGAUAAACUGAUAAAGAAUCAUCAACUAGAAAAAAUAAUAUCGAUCAUUGAAUUUGAAAAAGAAGAAUCAUCGAAAAGAUAUUUUAAUAAUUUAAUAUAUAAUAACAAUCAACAACAACAAGUUGUACAACAAUCAAAUGCUAAAAAACCAAUACUACAUCCUGUACAAGAGUUAUUUAGUAAAUAUUUAAAAACAUCACUUUUAGCAUAUGAAGAUUUCUAUAAUCAAUUGGCACAGAAACUAGAGGAGAAUAAAAAGAUUUUGGAAAAGGAGAGAUUGGAAUCUAUAAAGAAAUAUGAAAAUCAAGUUGUCAUGUUGGAUCAAGUAAAAGAAGAGUUUGCAUACAAACAAGAUAAACUAGUGAAAAGCCACCAGAAUACACUGGAUCUCUUUUUGAAAUCGUUUGAAGAUCAUCUAAAAAAGACUGCUGUUGCACCGAAUUUCGUGAACAUUCAGGUCUCCAUCGUCAUUUCAUCAAAGAAUAUUACAUUUGAACAUAUUUCAUUGAAACCCUCAACAACAAUAAUAGAUAUUAAACAAUUGAUUAUAGAUAGAUUUAAUCAGAAAGGUGGAGAAUCUGCAUUUAUAAAGUAUAUGGAUGAUGCUCGACUGGUUGCUCAACUACCGAUUGCAUCGGGUGGCAAAGAGAUUGCAUUGGAUGAAGAUAUCAAACCACUUUCACUAUAUGAGAUUGUACAUGGAUCUAAAAUCAUAUUAAAGGGGGAUAUACAACUAUACGAAGAUUUACCAAAACAAUGUUUUGCAGCAACAUAUAAACCAGGUGAUACAAUGGAUUAUUUCAAAUGUUUGGAUUGUAACUACAGUUGGAUCUGCAAACAAUGUUCGAAUCACUGUCACAAAGGUCAUAAAACCAUACCUUAUCUUGUAAAUCAUAAAGCAUCAUUUGCAUGUUGUUACGAUACCAAAAACAAAUGUAUAUUAUCAAAUAAAUAA
Molecule: messenger RNA, 1116 nt
Organism: Heterostelium album PN500
Lineage: Eukaryota; Evosea; Eumycetozoa; Acytosteliales; Acytosteliaceae
Exons: 5
Coding region: 1-1116 (371 amino acids)
Biological process (GO): proteasome-mediated ubiquitin-dependent protein catabolic process
Molecular function (GO): metal ion binding; ubiquitin protein ligase activity
Source: RefSeq, a predicted model, not a curated record